AACCCAUUAAGCUGACUUCACGAGCAUUCGAAUAUUUUGGUUCUUUCAGUUCAAUUAAGCUUCCCUCGGGUGCAUUUGAUUUUGAGCUGUAGAAUCCAUACCCCGCUCGAAUAUUUUGGUUCUUUCAGUUCAAUUAAGCUUCCCUCGGCUGCAUUUGAUUUUGAGCUGUAGAAUCCAUACACAUGGCUUCCUAUUCAAUCAGCCGAAAUCUUGAAGCUUCCAAAGUUAUCAAAUCCAUCAAAAUUUGGGCUCUGCAGAGCUCUUCUUCUUCUACUUCUUCGCCAAGGAAUGUAACGCUUUGCAAUCUGACGGUUGAUUAUUUUUCAUCUCGGUUACUGCUUCAGAACCAUGCUAAUUUCAAGCUCAGUGGAGCUCCGGUUCGAUUUAUGUUUUACCAGAUUGGGAUGUGGAUUGAUUUUUCUAGAGAAAUUGCGGAUAAUCUUCGUUCUGGCUUUCUAGAACGGACUUCGGUGAUCGAUAUGGUGAUUGAAGGGUCGAAUUACCUUUUUGAUUUUCUUCGUAUGUUGCAGAUUCAUUUGGGGACUGGAAACCAGAGAUCGAUUGCUUGGAUUGAUGAGGAAGGUAAGUGUUUCUUCCCUAAACAAUUUAUCGGAGAUGAAUUUGAGGACAACGAUGUAGAGAAUCCGAAGAUCGAAAUUGAGAUCGAAAUGAAAGCGAGUUCGGAGCCGAAAUUGGGUAAAAGAAUGAGAGAAGAAGAGAAAAUGGUGCAAGAUCAGGAGGAUAAGAAAGUGACUUCUUCGUAUAGGCAUGGAGAAAUGUCAAAACGGCAGCGUAUUAUUAAUGAUUCCAAGCCAGAAAAUCCUCGAUGGCCGAACACGAAAUUGUUGAGAGAAGAAGAUAGCGCUUAUACGAUUGUCAGGAACAUAUUUCUACCUGGGAUUAGGAAGAUUCAUCCCGGUGCUAUUAUCGCCACGAUUCAUCAGUGCUCGCGUAUGCGGCCACUCGAGAAAGCUCAUCGCGAAAUUUUUUCUAAGCAGAUGGAAAUUACUAAGGCUGCUCGAGGGACAUCGAAUACGGUUUACGCUUGGUUUGGGGCAUCGGCACAAGCCAUUGCAUGCGUUUUGGCACAUGGGUUUGGUGUGGCCGGCAAGCUUUCUGGCUCCGAUGCUAACGCGGUCGGUGUCCGUCUCUCUCCCUUGGCCAAUCCUUUUAGAAGUGCCAUGCAAUCGGAGGCGGACGAUAAUGGCGAAAAACAUAUGAUACUUUGCCGGGUUAUAUUGGGUAACGUUGAAAAAGUUGAGGCAGGUUCUCAACAAUAUUAUCCUAGUUCAGAGUUCGAUACUGGGGCUGAUGAUCCGAAGAAUCCCAAGUGGUAUGUCGUAUGGUCCACCAAUAUAAGCAGGCACAUUCUUCCGGAUUGUGUUGUGAGUUUCAAAACUUCUGCGAACAAACAAGCUGCUUUGGGAGGUUUUGCGCGAACUAAGUACACAUUUGCUGAAUUGUUUUCAAAGAUAAAGAGUUCCCUUCCCCCGGUGAAAGUUCAGGAAUGUAUAACUUUGUACGAUUCACUAAAGGCUGGAAAUAUUUCAAAAGACAUUUUCAUCAAGCAGUUCCGGUUGGUUGCUGGGGAGAAGGUGCUAUUAUCUGCAAUUAGGGAGAUUUGUGGCUCAGAAUGAGGUUGAUUUGAGAUUUUAUUUCUAUAGGUAGUAUUGAGAUAAUAAAUGUCUAUCUUAGUAUAGCCAAUCAAUAGAACCGAUGUAAUGUCCUACCUACUACGUUAGAACUAGGAUUAGAUAGAAAGGGCUUCACUAAACCGAGAAACAAAAAUUGCUUCUUUCCUUGGAUUCUUCAUGCUACAAAAUUGUGGCAGCAAGUUCAUUCUUUUAGCGUUCAUUUAAAGUCAAUAGUCUGAGUUGGCAGAUCCAAAUUCAGACUAUUUUGAAGGGUAUACAUUUACAAUAGAGAGAUCGUUUUAUGUACACAGAAAUCAAUUAUACAUGAUCAUGUUUCUAAUUAAAUUUAGUGGUGGCUGCAGUCUUAAUAUCA
This is a messenger RNA of Humulus lupulus (European hop), 2007 nucleotides long. RefSeq names its product probable inactive poly [ADP-ribose] polymerase SRO3. NCBI's taxonomy places the organism in Eukaryota, Viridiplantae, Streptophyta, Magnoliopsida, Rosales, Cannabaceae. The record is from RefSeq and is a predicted model, not a curated record. The transcript is spliced from 4 exons. Gene Ontology annotation, molecular function: NAD+ poly-ADP-ribosyltransferase activity. The coding region runs from base 183 to 1637 and encodes 484 amino acids.